CAUUGGGGCUUUCCAGCUCUCACAGACCCUUCAGCAUCUCCAGCUGCCAGUCUUGGCAUCUUCGAAGUAAGGAGAGAUGCCUCUGGAUGCUCAAUGCUAGCACCUUUACAGACUGGAGCAGCUCGAUUUUCUUCAUAUUUACUUUCAAGAGCAAGAAAAGUGCUGGGCUCCCACUUAUUUUCUCCCUGUGGUGUUCCGGAGUUCUGUUCCAUAUCCACCAGAAAGCUGGCGGCCCACGGCUUUGGCGCGUCAAUGGCGGCAAUGGUGCCCUUUCCUCCCCAGAGGUAUCACUACUUUUUAGUGCUGGACUUUGAGGCCACGUGCGACAAGCCACAGAUUCAUCCUCAGGAAAUCAUUGAGUUCCCUAUCCUGAAGUUAAAUGGCCGCACCAUGGAAAUCGAGUCUACCUUUCACAUGUAUGUCCAGCCUGUAGUCCACCCACAGCUUACCCCCUUCUGUACAGAGCUCACUGGGAUCAUUCAAGCCAUGGUGGAUGGCCAGCCAAGGCUGCAGCAAGUGCUGGAGAGGGUCGAUGAGUGGAUGGCGAAGGAAGGCCUCUUAGAUCCAAACGUCAAGUCAAUUUUUGUCACCUGCGGAGACUGGGACUUGAAAGUCAUGCUCCCAGGCCAGUGCCAUUAUUUAGGCUUGCCAGUGGCGGAUUACUUCAAGCAGUGGAUUAAUCUGAAAAAGGCUUACAGCUUCGCCAUGGGCUGCUGGCCCAAGAAUGGACUCCUAGACAUGAACAAGGGUCUCAGCCUGCAGCACAUAGGCCGGCCCCACAGCGGCAUUGAUGACUGCAAGAACAUUGCCAACAUCAUGAAGACAUUAGCAUACCGAGGUUUCAUCUUCAAGCAGACAUCAAAGCCCUUUUGAUUGGCAGAGGAUGGGAUGGGGCAGGACAGGGUAGCUGCUUGGCCCAAACCAGAAUCCUCCUCUCCCUCACAAGAGGGAAAAAAGGAGAGUGGCACAGGUCUGCGCCCAGAGUGUCCCCAGUUGCCCUAUGGGCUUGUGCCCUGGUUGAGGGUUUGGCCAUUUGGCCCCUCUGGAGCAGACACUUUGUGCCCCACCCCCCCUCCCACUCCUCAGUCUCAGUCCAGUGCUAGCUCCUCCCAUUAUGGGCCUGGGCUAGGGGGAACCCAGGUACUCACUGCCUUCUCCCUGGUAUAUAGGCUUCUGCUGGGUUCACCAAGUCUCCCCUGUGCCCCCUCCCAUCCAUAGUGCAUGGUGUGUGGUGCCCCCAGGGCUCCAGGACAGAUCAGGCCCCACCUUGUAUCCACCCCAUCCCUGCUGUGAACGUGCCACUGAAUAAAGUCGGGGAAACAAAGUC
This is a messenger RNA of Cricetulus griseus (Chinese hamster), 1327 nucleotides long. NCBI's taxonomy places the organism in Eukaryota, Metazoa, Chordata, Mammalia, Rodentia, Cricetidae. The record is from RefSeq and is a predicted model, not a curated record.